CGGCGGACAUGUCCAUGGAGGACCCCUUCUUUGUGGUGAAAGGGGAGGUUCAGAAGGCGGUGAACACUGCCCAGGGACUGUUCCAAAGAUGGACAGAACUCCUGCAAGAUCCAUGCACAGCUACAAAAGAAGAAAUUGACUGGACCACAAAUGAGCUAAGGAACAACCUAAGGAGCAUCGAGUGGGAUCUUGAAGACUUAGAUGAAACAAUUAGCAUUGUUGAAGCAAAUCCCCGGAAAUUCAACCUUGAUGCAACAGAACUGGGUGUGAGAAAAGCCUUUAUCACAAGCACGCGGCAGGUGGUCAGGGAUAUGAAGGAUCAAAUGUCAAAUACUUCUGUUCAAGCACUAGCCGAAAGGAAGAACAGACAGGUGCUGCUAGGAGAAAGUGGUACACACAGCUGGAGUUCUGGGACUGACAAGUAUGGCCGCUUGGAUCGAGAACUGCAGUCAGCAAAUUCACAUUUCAUUGAGGAUCAGCAAGCACAGCAGCAGUUAAUCAUUGAACAACAAGAUGAACAGUUGGAGCUGGUCUCUGGCAGCAUUGGUGUACUAAAGAACAUGUCCCAGCGCAUUGGAGGGGAACUGGAUGAACAAGCAGUCAUGCUGGACGACUUCUCUCAUGAGCUGGACAGCACUCAGUCGCGGCUAGAUAACGUCAUGAAGAAGCUUGCAAAAGUGUCCCAUAUGACUAGCGAUCGGCGACAGUGGUGUGCAAUUAUCAUUCUCUUCACUAUCCUGUUGGUGGUGCUUAUCUUGUUUUUUGUGUUGUGACAAGAUU
Messenger RNA from Euleptes europaea (tarantolino), 780 nucleotides. RefSeq names its product syntaxin 6 (gene STX6). Gene Ontology annotation, cellular component: membrane. Gene Ontology annotation, molecular function: SNAP receptor activity. Bases 9 to 773 code for a protein of 254 amino acids. Gene Ontology annotation, biological process: intracellular protein transport; Golgi vesicle transport. The record is from RefSeq and is a predicted model, not a curated record. NCBI's taxonomy places the organism in Eukaryota, Metazoa, Chordata, Lepidosauria, Squamata, Sphaerodactylidae. The transcript is spliced from 8 exons.